Molecule: messenger RNA, 1242 nt
Organism: Linderina pennispora
Lineage: Eukaryota; Fungi; Kickxellomycota; Kickxellomycetes; Kickxellales; Kickxellaceae
Exons: 1
Coding region: 217-771 (184 amino acids)
Source: RefSeq, a predicted model, not a curated record
GGCACCACAAAGCGGGACUCCAGGAGCGCGCUUGCCUUGGGUGUGCGUGUGGACUGCCAGGGCCCUGAGCACGCGUGCUGCUCGACAGGUCACGAUCUGCGCGUCCUGCUCGCUCCAAAACAGCUCUAGCGUCUCCCUGUCUGCAGUCUCUGGCGAGAGCCCGCCGCAGUACGACCUCAUAUCCUUCGUGUCAAAGUACAGGGUUGCCCGGCCCUCAUGCGCGUCGUCGAUUUGGGUGGCGCAGGGCACGGGCGACUGAGUGGCUACCGAGGGAUUGGUCUGCGGUGGCGACGGGGGAGGGUCCAUGCGGGGCGACAGGUCUUCUUUUGGCUGAUUCUGAGGUGCGCGGUCUGGCGGCGGCACCCGGGUGAGCUUAGCACAGAGUCUGCGGUGGAACUCGACUCGCAUUGCGUGGAUCGACCCAGCCGCGCCACAGCGCCAGAUUCGGAAACGCCUGCAGCCUGCCCAAACACUGGUCCUGCACGCCAUCUUUGUAGGCGCCCUGAACAACAUCGUAUAUCUGCGAAAUGCGAAACAUCAGCUGGGUCUCCAGCGACGACUCGCCAAACAGCGGCGAUGCUGCCAGAGCAUCCAAGAGCUCAGCAUGGUGCACCGGGCACACAUGUCGCAGCUUGUCGAGGAUCCGGUAGAGCGCAGAGAAGUUCGCUCGGCGGAGCCGUGCCAAUGCCAGGGUCUGAGCCAUCGCUGCGCCUACGGUCUCUUCGGCCUGGCCCAGAUACACGAGCUGCUCGCCGUAGUCCAUCGCAUUGAGUCGAUCCGAGGUACUGGGCACAUGUCUGCACGCCGGCUUCCAGCUCGGCUCCUUUCAAGUGCACAAACGAUCCGAUCCGUUCCAGCUCGGUGCUGUAUUCUCUGACCAGCGUUUGGCAACUGGCGCUCGGCGCAUCACUGCAGGGUUCUGUGGACAGUGAUGUGAGCAGCAGUUGGUAGUCGAUGUUGUAGUGGCUCCAUUCGGUAAACACGGGCUGCGGGACCGUGUAGCUAUCAUGCGGUGUAUCGGGCAUUUACCAGCGUAUAGUGCCAAGAGUCUUUCUUUUUCGUUAUCAGCUAGAGGCAGGAUGGGUGCCAGGAAGUAUGUUACAAGAUGGUCUGUCUAGCGGUACACCGUAGCACAGAGCAAUACAGGGAGGGGAGAGAAGGAAAGUAAGAAAAGGUUAUAAACAGGAAGAGGGUGGUAAAUGGGUGGGAAGGGCAAUAAACAGAGAAUGAAGAGAAGAAAAA